This is a messenger RNA of Tyto alba (common barn owl), 2651 nucleotides long. It is a transcript of the gene HOXD13, whose product is annotated as homeobox D13. Lineage: Eukaryota; Metazoa; Chordata; Aves; Strigiformes; Tytonidae. Gene Ontology annotation, molecular function: DNA-binding transcription factor activity, RNA polymerase II-specific; RNA polymerase II cis-regulatory region sequence-specific DNA binding. The coding region runs from base 1 to 972 and encodes 323 amino acids. Gene Ontology annotation, biological process: regulation of transcription by RNA polymerase II. The record is from RefSeq and is a predicted model, not a curated record. The transcript is spliced from 2 exons.
AUGUGCAAGGCCAUGAGCAAAGCAGCGAGCUGGGAGAUGGACGGACUGCGCGGCGACAGCAGCGGCGGCGGCGGCGGUGGCGGCGGCGGCGGCGGCGGCGGCAGCGGAGCCCCCGGGCAGUGCCGUAAUUUUCUCUCCUCGCCCGUUUUCGGGGCGGCGCACACGGGCCGAGCGGCCGCCGCCGCCGCUGCCGCCGCCGCCGCCUCGGGGUUCGCCUACGCCGGCGGAGGGGAGCGCUCGGGGGCGACGGCGAGGCCCGACCCCCCGGCCAAGGACUGCCCGGGCUCCGCCGCGCCGGCCGCCGCCCCCGCGCUCGGCUAUGGGUAUCACUUUGGCAAUGGAUACUAUAGCUGCAGGAUGUCCCACGGGGUUGGGAUACAGCAAAACGCCCUGAAGUCUCCCCCCCAUGCCUCCAUUGGCGGCUUUCCCGUGGAAAAGUACAUGGACGUCUCCAGUCUGACCAGCACGAGUGUCCCUGCCAAUGAAGUCUCCUCCAGGGCGAAGGAAGUGUCCUUCUACCAGGGCUAUACAACCCCCUACCAGCACGUUCCUGGGUACAUAGACAUGGUCUCAACGUUUGGCUCUGGGGAACCGAGACACGAAACAUACAUAUCAAUGGAGGGCUAUCAGUCUUGGACUCUGGCUAAUGGCUGGAAUAGUCAGGUUUACUGUGCCAAAGAUCAGACACAGAGCUCACACUUCUGGAAAUCGUCCUUUCCAGGGGACGUUGCACUAAACCAGCCUGAUAUGUGUGUCUACCGGCGUGGGAGAAAGAAGCGAGUGCCGUACACAAAACUGCAGCUUAAAGAACUCGAGAAUGAAUAUGCCAUUAACAAGUUCAUUAACAAGGACAAGAGGCGAAGGAUAUCCGCAGCCACAAACCUGUCUGAGAGACAAGUUACCAUUUGGUUUCAGAACAGGAGGGUGAAGGAUAAGAAAAUAGUCUCCAAACUGAAAGACAAUGUCUCUUGAUCUAUUAGUUGCGGACAGUGAUGGAUAUAUAAACUCAAUUUACGACCAGCUAAAGACUUUUGGAAAGACUUGAAAAUAUAUUUAAUUUUUUUUUUCUCCUUCCAGCGGUGGCGAAAUUUAGGGAUUUGUUUUCCAUGAAAGUCAGCGUUUUUCUCUCAUUGGAAGGGAGUGUUGACAAAUUUUGAAUUAUAGUUCUGUUUCUUCCUUUUGAAAAAAUAAUAAUAUUAAUAUUAAUUAUAUUUUCUGUUCUUCCCUCUAGGCCAGUAUAAACGAAUUUAAAUAUGUUGAGCGGUUACAGUUAUAACUUUCUUAAAUGCUUAACUCUUUGGGGGGGUUUCUGUAUUUUUUUUUUCUCUGAACAACAACCAGUGCCAAAAAGUGUCAGUUUUGAUUUGGUAUCGUAAACUUAAAAACACGCCGAGUGAAAAAAAAAAAAAAAAAAAUCAAUCGGAAGAUGGAAGGAAGCCGGGGUCCGGACCCGUGGCAGCACCGGGCUGCAGUCAAAACCCGCCGAGCCCACCGGGACAGAAUUGUGAAUUGCGUGGAGGGGUAACGUCUGUAGCCGGAUUUUUAAUUGCUUUUCGAGAGAGGGAGAGUCUCUCUGAGCUGUUGCGGGGCACAACGCAGAGUCCCAGGCACGUAGCACCGCGCUCCCCGCUUCCGCAGGUUUGGGUUUGGCUUUUUGUUUGGGGCUUUUAGUUCUUUUUUUUUUUUUUUUUUUUUUUUUUUUUUUUUUUUUUUUUUUUUUUUUUUGCCACGGUCUCGUUUUCAGUGCAAGGAUUUCAUAUUCCCCGGUUACAAAGGAUCCGUCGGUUCCCGGGAAGGGCCGCUUCGAGCCCGGCUGGGCGCUGCCGGCCGCGGGGGCUGCGCGGCUGGGCGCUCCGCGGAGGCGCAGCUCGGGCACCUCGGGGAAGCUCCUUCGGCGGGUCCGCUGGACCGGGUCGUCCUGCAGCCGGGGGACAGGCCGACGCUGCAGAGGUGUGUAUAAACCUGCGCAGACCUUGUGUAAAAUGCCCGCUCUAGCGCUCUAGCCUGUUUAUCCGGACAAGCACAAGAUUCUUCUCCUUCCUCCCGCCACGGCGCUUAAAAAAAAAAAAAAACAAAAAAAAAACAAAAACCAACCAAAAAAAAACAACAAAAACACAACAAAAAACAACCUCCUGGUCGGAGAAGUGAAGUUCACCGCUAACUUUUAAUUUACAAAAAAUAAACGGGUGUUAAUGACAGAAGCAAUAAAUAAGGAAUUUCAAAAGAUGCCAUAAUUUAUAUAGGCCGAAAGGCUAUGAUUUUGUCGAUUUUUUUUAUUAUUUUAAACCUAGUGUGCAUGUUAUGAUAUACACAGGGUGAUCAGACACGCUAGUCAACUACUAGGAGAGAGAAACGAUAUCCUCUCUGUUAAUGUGCCUCGUCUAAUUAUUAAAAUGUGUGUGUUCCGAACUAGUAUUAUUUAUUAUAAUAUACUAUUGCUCUAAACACUUUGAUUACCAGUGUAUGUGGGUAAGACAUACGGUAAUACUAUUUCUCCAUAAACCAUAUCUUUUUCUUUUCUUGUCUUAAAGUCUGCUUUUACUUUGUGUUGGAAAUAUGGGCUGAACUUCCAAGCUGUUAACGAUGUUGCCAAACUGUUCCCGAACCGUCUUUAAUAAAACGAUUUCUUUUCGAUAUAUAUAAAAAGAGAG